This is a messenger RNA of Chenopodium quinoa (quinoa), 4916 nucleotides long. RefSeq names its product probable serine/threonine-protein kinase vps15. The record is from RefSeq and is a predicted model, not a curated record. Gene Ontology annotation, cellular component: late endosome; phosphatidylinositol 3-kinase complex, class III, type I; nucleus-vacuole junction. NCBI's taxonomy places the organism in Eukaryota, Viridiplantae, Streptophyta, Magnoliopsida, Caryophyllales, Amaranthaceae. Gene Ontology annotation, biological process: autophagy of peroxisome; late endosome to vacuole transport; protein targeting to vacuole. Gene Ontology annotation, molecular function: protein serine/threonine kinase activity; protein binding; ATP binding. The coding region runs from base 1 to 4662 and encodes 1553 amino acids. The transcript is spliced from 11 exons.
AUGGGAAAUAAGAUCGCAAGAACAACACAAGCAUCAGCAACAGAGUAUUACCUUCAUGAUCUUCCAUCAUCGUACAAUUUAGUUCUUAAAGAAGUACUUGGUCGUGGUCGAUUCUUCAAAUCAAUUCAAUGUAAACACGAUGAAGGCCUUGUUCUUGUUAAGGUUUACUUCAAACGAGGAGACCAGAUCGAUUUGCGGGAUUACGAGAAAAGACUCUUUCAUAUUCGGGAUAUCUUUCGUUCUAUUGAAAAUCCCCAUAUUUGGCCUUUUCAGUUUUGGCUGGAAACCGACAAGGCGGCUUAUCUGCUCAGGCAGUAUUUCUUCAAUAAUCUCCAUGAUCGGCUCAGUACAAGGCCUUUUCUUAGCCUAAUUGAGAAGAAAUGGCUUGCUUUUCAGCUUUUGUGUGCAUUGAAGCAGAGUCACGAGCAUGAUAUUUGUCAUGGUGAUAUUAAGUGUGAGAAUGUGCUGGUUACUUCUUGGAAUUGGGUUUACCUGGCUGAUUUUGCAUCUUUUAAACCAACCUAUAUUCCUGAUGACGAUCCAUCUGAUUUCUCAUUUUUCUUUGAUACUGGGGGAAGAAGGCUAUGUUAUCUCGCACCUGAGAGAUUUUAUGAGCAUGGAGAUGAUAUGCCAGUCGCGCCUGAUGCACCGCUUAAGCCAUCUAUGGACAUCUUUGCAGUAGGUUGUGUGAUAGCAGAGCUUUUCCUUGAGGGCCAUCCACUAUUUGAACUUUCGCAGCUGCUUGCUUACCGGAGAGGGCAAUAUGAUCCUAGUCAGAAUCUUGAGAAGAUCCCUGAUCCAGGAGUACGGAAGAUGAUUCUUCACAUGAUCCAGUUGAAUCCAGAUGAACGAUUGUCUGCUGAAGGUUAUCUGCAGAGUUAUGCUGGCACCGUGUUUCCGAACUAUUUCUUACCAUUCCUGCACAACUUUUAUUCAUGUUUGAAUACUCUUGAUUCUGAUGCAAGGAUUGUAAUGUGUAAGAGCGCUUUCCAUGAAAUAGUUAAGCAAAUGACAGACAAUAAAUUUAAUAUUGACUCAAGUGGAGGACAUGGGGUACAAUCUAACUAUGCAUCUAGUAAUACAUCCCAACAAACAGUCUCAACUCAAUUGCACAGCUAUCCCAAGGUCUCUUUGAAGAAAGAUCUCCAGACGGGAAGCUUAGUUAAUGAGCGGUUUGAGCUUCUUGGUGAUUUGAGUGCCUUACUUAGGGACGUGGAUCACUCAAAUCAUUUCUCCAGUGAUAAGACAUAUCAAGAGGAUACAUCUAAAAUUCACUUUUUGCAAAAUCAGGAGGUGUACAGCUCUCCUAAUCUACUUCAAACUAUAUCUGAUGUGUUUAAGAAACGGGAGCAUGCCUUUUUGAAGAAGAUCACUAUUGACGACUUGAAAUCAUUAAUGUCUGAAUAUGACAAUGAAUCGGAUACUUAUCGCAUGCCCUUUCUACAGCUACCUCCUGAUGAUAUGAGUUGUCAAGGUAUGGUUCUUAUUACUUCUUUGCUAUGCUCAUGCAUACGUAAUGUCAAGUUCCCCCACCUGCGGCGUUGCUGUAUACUCUUGUUGAGGUAUUCAUCUAUAUAUAUUGAUGAUGAAGAUCGACUCCAGCGUGUGCUCCCAUAUGUUAUUGCUAUGCUGUCUGACACAGCUGCCAUUGUUCGUUGUGCUGCUUUAGAGACUUUGUGUGAUAUUUUGCCACUAGUUCGAGAAUUUCCUCCAAGUGAUGCUAAAAUUUUUCCUGAAUACAUUCUUCCGAUGCUCUCUACGCUUCCCGAUGAUCCAGAGGAAAGUGUACGAAUUUGUUAUGCAACCAAUAUAUCUAAGCUUGCAUUAACAUCCUAUGGAUUUUUAGUUCACUCUAUAAGAUUGAGUGAGGCAGGCAUGUUAGAUGAACUAAAUGCACCGCAGAAAUCACUGGCACCAUCUACUGAUAAAGGACAGGCACUCAAAGUGUACAGCAAUGCACAACUUGCUCUUCUUAGAAAAUCCAUAGCUGAUGUUGUUCAGGAUCUUGUAAUGGGUUCGAAGCAGACUCCAAAUAUUAGGAGAGCACUUUUGCAGGAUAUUGCUGGUUUGUGUUGCUUCUUUGGUCAAAGACAGAGCAACGAUUUUCUGUUGCCUAUCCUUCCUGCUUUUCUGAAUGACCGUGAUGAGCAGUUGAGAACAGUUUUCUAUGGGCAGAUAGUGUAUGUUUGCUUCUUUGUGGGUCAAAGAAGCGUUGAGGAAUACCUUUCACCAUACAUUGAGCAGGCUUUGAGUGAUACAAUUGAAGGUGUUAUAGCGAAUACGUUGGAUUGCUUAUCUGUACUGUGCAAUAGUGGUUUCUUACGGAAAAGACUUCUGCUUGAUAUGAUAAAGCAUGCUUUUCCCUUGCUAUGUCAUCCCAGUCAAUGGGUUCGGAGGUCAGUUGCAUCCUUCAUUGCUGCAAGUAGUGAGAGUCUGGGAGCUGUUGAUACCUAUGCCUAUUUAGCCCCAGUUGUUCGCCCUUUUCUGCGCAGGCAGCCAGCUUCAUUAGAUUCAGAGAAGGCUCUUCUUUCAUGUCUAAAGCCUCCUGUUUCUAGACAGGUAUUCUAUCAAGUCUUAGAGAAUGCCCGGAUCUCAAAUGCGCAGGGCUCAGACAUGUUGGAGAGACAGAGAAAGAUAUGGUACAAUACAUCAACACAGCCUAAUCAAUGGGGUGCUAUUGAUCUGCCGAAACAGGAUGAGGACUUGCUUUCCUUGGAGAAUUGGCCUGACACUUACCAAAAAUUUGAGGAUCAAAGUGUUGGGGGACUUUCUACAAUAGAGACAAUGGAAUGUGAUAGUACUGAGGCUAAAUUGAGAGCUUUGAGGGGUUGUAUCCGUAAUGCUUCAAGUACGAUUGAUAUAAGGGAUCAUCUAUCACCAGAGAAGCUGCAGUUCUCUGGCUUGAUAUCUCCUCAGCUCAAUGGUAUGAAUAGCAUCCUUCAUGAAAAAGCAUCUGAAAACAUACCGCUGUACUCUUUCUCUCUAGACAGAAGAGCAUUGGGGAACGCUCAAGCAGCAUCUGACACUUCAUUGCAACCUAACUUACUAGGAUUAGGUGCAUCUACCGCACCUUGGAUGGAUCCAGUGAACAAACCAUUUGGCAUGGCUAGUUCAGUCCCAGCACCUAGACUUGUCUCAGGUUCAUUCAGCAUUGCAAAUGGCACAAAACAAUUCCAUAGAGUGGUACAUGAACCUGAAUCCAGGGAAAGUGACCAAGCAUCAUAUAUGAGUAGCAAAUUUCAAGAUUUGGGAGUUUCUAGCAGUAGCAGCACAAAAGGAAGUUCAACAUCUAACGAGGAUGUUCCGCCCUCGGCUGAUGUAGCCGGAUCACCAUCUGUCUCGUGGACUUCAGCACUUCCUGACUCUGGGUGGAAACCCCGUGGAGUGCUGGUUGCUCAUCUACAGGAACAUCGCUCUGCUGUCAAUGAUAUUGCUGUUUCAACGGACCACAGUUUUUUUGUUAGUGCUUCUGAUGAUUCAACUGUGAGGGUUUGGGAUUCGAGGAAGUUAGAGAAGGAUAUUUCAUUUAGGUCUAAGUUGACCUAUUCCUUGGAGGGUAGCCGGGCAUUGUGCGCAACAAUGAUUCGGGGUUCUGCACAAGUUGUUGUUGGUGCAUGUGAUGGCAGUAUACACACAUUCUCUGUGGAUUACAUCUCCAGAGGACUUGGCAAUGUUAUUGAGAAGUAUUCUGGUGUCGCUGAUGUGAAGAAAAAGGACGUUGGAGAAGGUGCAAUCCUCAGCGUUGUCAACUACUCUGCUGAAGCCUCUUCAAGUCAUUUGGUUAUGUACAGCACUCAGAAUUAUGGUAUUCACCUUUGGGACACCAGGGCUAAUACUGAUUCAUGGACACUAAAAUCUCCUCCUGAGGAGGGUUAUGUCUCCAAUUUGGUGACAGAUCCAUCAGGAAACUGGUUCAUAUCAGGGUCUUCCAGGGGUGUAUUGACCCUAUGGGAUCUUAGGUUUCGCAUACCAGUCAACUCAUGGGAGUAUUCACGUCCAUGCCCUAUAGAAAACAUGUGUCUCUAUGUACCUCUACCACACACGCCUUUUUCUUCAAUGGGUAGGCCUCUUGUCUAUGUUGCUGCUGGCUAUAAUGAAGUUUCUCUGUGGAAUGCAGAAACUGGAAGCUGCCAUCAGGUAUUCAGAGUGCCAGGUAAUGAUGGUGAUGCUGAGUUUUCUGAGUUGCCUUGGGCAUUGGCCAGACCGCAGAACAAGGCAAAUCCCAAAUCAGACCCUAGACGAAAUGUUAACCUGAAAUAUCGAGUUGACGAGUUGAAUGAACCUCCUCCUCGGGUCUCAGGCAUUCGUUCAUUGCUUCCUCUACCUGGGGGAGAUUUGUUGACUGGUGGAACUGACUUGAGAAUACGCCGAUGGGACCAUAGCAGGCCUGAGCGCAGUUACUGUGUGACUGGGCCUACAGUUAAAGGCCUUGGAAAUGAUGAACUUUACGAAAGUAAAUCUAGCUUUGGUGUACAGGUUGUGCAGGAAAUGAGGAAACGACCUACUACCACCAAGUUGACAACAAAAGCAGUUCUUGCAGCAGCUGCAACUGAUCCUGCAGGUUGUCAUCGUGACUCGAUCCUCUCUCUUGCUACUGUCAAAUUGAACCAGAGAUUGUUGCUAUCAAGUAGUAGAGACGGGGCAAUAAAGGUCUGGAAGUGAAAGUCGUUCUUGUCACAGCCUCCCGGGUACUAAUUUUUCUGUUUCUUGUUUAGGGUUGUCAAUAGGUGAAAUUGUAAAUUUAUGUACAUUACAUAAUACAUAUUUUAUGGUAGGGUCUCUUACCAUAUUUUGUAUAGCCUGUAAAGAAUUAAGGAUGCAGUUCAUUGUAUUAUACUACCUACGAGUAUAUUUAAUAUUUAUAUUAUUGUAAUUAAACGGGGUAGUUAUUUUAAAUUACUUUGCCUUCUCCAGAA